GUACACCUCGAAAGAAUAUAGUCAAAAAGUUUGGGUCAAGAGUACCUUCACCUUCCAUGGAAUUUACACAUCGAUUAAAAGCUGCAAAAGAGUUUAAAGAUGGCACAAUUAAUCAAAUAAAGGAAUUAGGCAAAAACUCUAAAAAUGCUGAUAAUGUGGAUCGAAAUGUUGUAAUGAUAAUAUGA
Molecule: messenger RNA, 185 nt
Organism: Loa loa (African eye worm)
Lineage: Eukaryota; Metazoa; Nematoda; Chromadorea; Rhabditida; Onchocercidae
Exons: 1
Source: RefSeq, a predicted model, not a curated record